AUGACCACAGAAUCCUGGGUACAGCACAUCCACCAGUGCCUAGACCGGGCCCUCAGUCCGAGCCUCCGUGUCCCGCGGUCACGCAGACACCGGUCGCAUCCAUCCGUCAGACUCCGCGAGGUGAGGACCCCCGCGGAGCCUCUGGAGGUGUCCACAGGGCGGGCUCCAUCCAUGUCCCGACAGACCGUGGUGACCUGGAUCUGUCCCCGGCAGCUUACGGUGGAUGUAGCGGCGUCGGCUUCAUCACACUCCACUCUCUCUGCCGAGCUUCACCGACGCUUAUCUGCUUCUUUACGGGUGUCUUUUAUGAAUAAUCAAAAGCAGCAAAAGCCGACGCUAACAGGCCAGCGUUUCAAAACGAGGAAAAGAGAUGAAAAGGAGAGGUUUGACCCUACUCAGUUUCAAGAAAGCAUCGUACAAGGUUUGAACCAGACUGGCACUGAUUUGGAGGCGGUUGCGAAGUUCCUUGAUGCAUCUGGUGCCAAACUUGACUACCGUCGGUAUGCAGAGACACUGUUCGACAUCCUGGUGGCCGGCGGCAUGCUGGCCCCAGGAGGGACCCUGUCUGAUGACAUGACCCGCACAGAGUUCUGCCUCUUUACGGCACAAGAAGAUCUCGAGACGAUGCAAGCAUACGCUCAGGUUUUUAACAAACUGAUCAGGCGCUACAAAUACUUGGAGAAAGGUUUCGAAGAGGAGAUCAAGAAGUUGCUGCUGUUCCUCAAAGGGUUCACCGAGUCGGAGCGGAACAAGCUGGCCAUGCUGACGGGGAUCCUCCUCGCCAACGGCAGCAUCUCAGCCUCCAUCCUGAGCAGCCUCUUCAACGAGAACCUGGUUAAAGAAGGGGUGUCGGCUGCGUUUGCCGUCAAACUGUUCAAAUCCUGGAUCCAUGAGAAAGACAUCAACUCUGUGGCAGCCAGUCUGCGCAAAGUGGGAAUGGACAACCGGCUCAUGGAGCUGUUUCCCGCCAACAAACGCAGCUGUGAGCAUUUCUCAAAGUACUUUAACGAAGCCGGACUGAAGGAGAUCUCUGACUUCGCUCGCAACCAGCAGUCGAUCGGAGCUCGCAAGGAGCUGCAGAAGGAGCUGCAGGAGCAGAUGGCCCGGGGAGACCCCAUCAGGGAGAUCAUCGCCUACACCAAGGAUGAGAUGAAAAAGGCCGGUCUGUCUGAGCAGGCCAUGAUCAGCAUGAUCUGGAGCAGCGUCAUGAGCUCCGUGGAGUGGAACAAGAAGGAGGAGCUGGUGACGGAACAAGCCAUCAAACUCCUGAAGCAAUACAGCCCCCUCCUGAAAGCGUUCACCUCCCAGGGCCUGUCCGAGCUCGGUCUGCUGCUCAAGAUCCAGGAGUACUGCUACGACAACAUCCACUUCAUGAAGACUUUCCAGAAGAUGGUGGUGCUGCUCUACAAGGCUGACGUCCUCAGUGAAGAGGUGAUCCUGAAGUGGUACUCGGAGGCUCACCUGGCCAAGGGAAAGAGCGUGUUCCUGGAGCAGAUGAAGAAGUUUGUGGAGUGGCUGAAGAACGCUGAAGAAGAGUCCGAGUCGGAGGAGGAGGAGGCAGACUGA
Molecule: messenger RNA, 1566 nt
Organism: Knipowitschia caucasica
Lineage: Eukaryota; Metazoa; Chordata; Actinopteri; Gobiiformes; Gobiidae
Source: the annotation of a GenBank genome assembly